CCAUCGUUGACAUGGUGACUCAACGCUCUACAGAGGUGGAGCAGCCUCGCUUAUAAACUGAACAGACGAUGUGCGUGUUGGAGUUUUUAUCCGAGUGCGUGUGUGUGUACGUGUGUGUGUGUGUGAGUACGUGUGUGAAAAACAGAAACUGACUUGAAGGAGCGAUUUAUUCCACUUGGUUUGAAAAGAGGACUGAAUUACGAUGUGUGGGAUUUUUGCCUACCUAAACUACAGAGUUCCCCGGACGAGGAAGGAGAUCUUAACUAUACUCGUGAAGGGACUGGAGAGGCUGGAGUACCGAGGUUAUGACUCUGCAGGUAUUGCGGUGGAUAGUACUGGGAAAAAUGACAAACAAAGCAUCUGCCUGUUUAAGAAGAAGGGAAAAGUGAAAGCGCUGGAUGAGGAGCUGUACAAGAAUGACGCGAUUGAUUUGGAAAUGGAAAUGGACACACACUUUGGCAUUGCUCACACUCGCUGGGCGACACAUGGAGAACCCAGCGCGGUCAACAGCCACCCUCAGCGCUCUGACAAGAACAAUGAGUUUGUGGUGAUCCACAAUGGCAUUAUCACUAACUACAAAGAACUGAAAGCGUUUCUGAUCUCCAAAGGCUAUGAGUUUGAGUCAGAGACAGACACUGAAGUUAUCCCCAAGCUGAUCAAGUAUCUUUAUGACAACCGUGAGAGAGAUUAUGUGUCCUUCUCCACCCUGGUGGAGCGUGUCAUCAAGCAGCUGGAGGGGUCUUAUGCUCUCGUUUUCAAAAGUAUUCACUUCCCAGGACAGGCUGUCGUCACCAGGAGAGGAAGUCCUCUGCUCAUUGGUAUCCGAAGCCAGUAUAAGCUCUCCACUGAGGAGAUCACCAUUCAGUACAACGGAGACUCAAGAGAUGUUCAGAGUAAGAACUACAUCAACAAGGUGGAUAACAGCAAUGCCCUGCACUCUGUAAAUGACAGGAUGGCUGUGGAGUUUUACUUCGCCUCCGAUGCCAGUGCCAUCAUUGAGCACACCAAUAAGGUGAUCUACCUGGAGGAUGAUGACAUGGCAGCUGUGGCGGAGGGGAAGCUGUCUCUGCACCGCAUGAACCGCAGUGCUGGAGAGGACCCUGUCCGAGUCAUCCAGACCCUGCAGAUGGAGUUACAGCAGAUUAUGAAAGGCAAUUUCAAAGCCUUCAUGCAGAAGGAAAUCUUUGAGCAGCCCGAGUCUAUCUUCAACACCAUGAGAGGCCGGAUCUGCUUUGACACAAGCACAGUGGUGCUCGGUGGUUUAAAGGAUCAUCUGAAAGAGAUCAAGAGAUGCCGCCGCCUCAUUAUAAUUGGCUGUGGCACCAGCUUUCACGCAGGACUUGCAACCCGGCAGGUCCUGGAGGAACUAACAGAGCUGCCCGUCAUGGUGGAGCUGGCCAGCGACUUUCUGGACCGCACUACUCCGGUCUAUAGAGAUGAUGUUUGCUUUUUCAUCAGUCAAUCAGGUGAGACAGCUGACACUCUGAUGGCUCUGCAAUAUUGUAAGCAGAACGGGGCUCUCACCGUGGGCGUCACCAACACUGUGGGCAGCUCCAUUUCCAGAGAGACUGCCUGCGGAGUCCAUAUCAAUGCCGGGCCUGAGAUUGGCGUAGCCAGCACCAAGGCCUACACUAGUCAGUUUGUGUCUCUGAUCAUGUUUGGUCUGAUGAUGAGUGAGGACAGGCUCUCGCUGCAGAAGAGGAGACAGGAGAUCAUCGACGGCCUUCGUCGACUGCCAGAGAUGAUCAAAGAGGUUUUGGCUCUUGAUAAUCAGAUCAAGAGCAUAGCCAAUGAGCUUUACCAGCAGAGGUCUCUGUUAGUUAUGGGUCGUGGCUACAACUACGCUACCUGCCUAGAGGGGGCGCUGAAAAUUAAGGAAAUCACGUACAUGCACUCAGAAGGCAUUCUGGCUGGAGAGCUGAAGCACGGACCCUUGGCUCUGAUUGACCACCACAUGCCUGUCAUUAUGGUGAUCAUGAGAGAUUCCUGCUACACCAAGUGUCACAAUGCCCUGCAGCAGGUCACAGCCAGACAGGGCCGUCCCAUCAUCCUGUGCUGCAGGGAUGACCCGGAGAGUAGUAAGAUGGCGUAUAAGACCAUCGAGCUGCCCCACACAGUAGACUGCUUGCAGGGGAUCCUCUGUGUCAUUCCCAUGCAACUCAUGUCCUUCCACCUGGCUGUACUCAGAGGAUAUGAUGUGGACUGUCCGAGGAACCUGGCCAAAUCUGUGACAGUGGAGUAACCCAUGAUAGGACGUUCUAGUAGCAAUGAAAUCGAGAACAUCUCCCAUCCUAGUGCAAUUACAAGUGUGUGUGUUUACUUGUAAGUGUGUGUGUGUGUGUAUGUGUGUGUGCGUGUGUGUGUAAAUUUUUGCAUAUUUAUGAAUUAUGACCAAAACCAGCUGAACCAAUGUGAAGGUGGUCUGUUUAUGUGCAUUCGAUCACCUUUCUUUCCAUACGUGCCUAAAAUGAAAAGAACCCUAAACUGUGCCUUAAAACCUCGGUGCACUGGAGAACGUGCUCGGCUUUCCAGAGAGCCACAGCCAGGCAGAAUGUUUACUUUUUUCAGACCAAUGUGCAAUACGUAUAAGCUAACGGGAACCUACAGACCUUACGAGGUCGUGUCGGUGAAAGAGAGCUGAAUGAGACAUGAAAGUUUAACCAUUGACGACAGCACAGAAAAACACUGUAAAGCCACCAUCCCAAAAAGUCAUCUCAUUUGACAUUUUUUUUUACUAUUUGUUCAAGUAAAUCAUUUUUCGGCUUUUCACUGAGGAAUUCUGAAUACAUUCCAAAGUGUUAUUAAGUGUACAUUAUUUUCCUUUUUUUUUUACUUUUAAAUAUUUACAUGAUUUAAGUGAUUUCAUUUAUUUAUGUUCUGUGGAAAUACAUAACUUAUUUUCUAGUUUCUAGGCCUGAGCUUGAGCAUCAGCUUUCAUUGUCCCUGGUUAGUCUUAUGUAAUUCUUUCUAUAUUCUACUUCUGUUCAUGUUUAUAUUCAUGAAUGCAAAUCAGUUUUAUUAUACUUUUUUAAAUAUGGGAUUAUGGAUUAAUGUUGUGCAUUUGAAGAUCAGUUAUUUGGAAACAAUUAUUAUUUCUAACUGUGAUCACUUUAAUUAAACAUGAAUAAAUCAUUUAUAAUUGGA
Messenger RNA from Ictalurus furcatus (blue catfish), 3144 nucleotides. It is a transcript of the gene gfpt2, whose product is annotated as glutamine-fructose-6-phosphate transaminase 2. The record is from RefSeq and is a predicted model, not a curated record. The coding region runs from base 203 to 2242 and encodes 679 amino acids. NCBI's taxonomy places the organism in Eukaryota, Metazoa, Chordata, Actinopteri, Siluriformes, Ictaluridae. Gene Ontology annotation, biological process: carbohydrate derivative biosynthetic process; fructose 6-phosphate metabolic process; protein N-linked glycosylation. Gene Ontology annotation, molecular function: L-glutamine:D-fructose-6-phosphate transaminase (isomerizing) activity; carbohydrate derivative binding. The transcript has 19 exons.